AUGGCGGCUGUUAAUCCUUCUUUUCUCGUUCUACUUGACCUUCAAGAUGAAUAUGGAAAUUUUGGAACAAUUUUUAGAUCACAAUUAUUUUGUCGAUUUACUGAUAGAGCUCGUUGUUUAGCUUAUAUUUCAAAUCAUCGUACCAAUAUUCGUUUAUUACAUUUUUUCAUACCAAAAUCAGAGCAUGUCGUUGUUGAUGCUGAUAUUGUCCUUUUUAAUACAAUAUAUUAUAUUUAUUGUAUGAAUGAAGCUGGCAUAAAUGAAAUGAGUCGUCAGUAUAAUUUUCCAAUGUAUGUUAAAAUUUUCGAUGUUGAAUCUUUGUCAACAUAUCUACGUCAAGCAGCUAUUGGAAUUUUAUUUGAACGAGCUGAACGUACAAAACAUGAACCUGAUGAACAUGAUAUUGCAUUACAAUUAGCAGCUGAACUAGCUGAUACAUUAGGUGAUGAACUUCGUCAGCAUAUGAAUGGUAAAAUUGGAGAACAACCAAAUGACAAUUGA
Messenger RNA from Adineta steineri, 501 nucleotides. Lineage: Eukaryota; Metazoa; Rotifera; Eurotatoria; Adinetida; Adinetidae. The record is from the annotation of a GenBank genome assembly.